CUGGCUCUCUAGCUAGGAUUCUGUCAACGCAUUUUGUUUAAUAUUUGCGUGUAUUGUUGUAUUUUAAUGCGAUUCAACAAAUGGAACAGCAAGUUGAGACCAUUCUUGAAAAAGUCAUGGAGGUGCCUGGUAAUGUUGGAUGCCUUCUAGCGAACAACCAAGGGCUAUGUUUGGGAGCGAAAGGCAACGCGUCCGAGCAUUCGGCGGGAUUAAUAGUAGCUAUAUCGAAUUUGGCCUCAAAACUAGAUCCAAAGUGCAGUGCCCCAGUGGUUUCUCUAGAGUCUUCGGAUAGGAUUUGUUUGAUACACAAUCAUGGCAUUACCGGUGCAAUUUUUAAACAAAAAUAAACUUAUAAAGCCAAGGAAAGCGUGAACGUACAAACAUGCAAAUAAACUCUUUUCUGUUUCAACUCAUACAGUUCUUCUGUACUGCAACUGCUAUGUGCUACCUACCCUGACUGAUU
Molecule: messenger RNA, 463 nt
Organism: Anopheles bellator
Lineage: Eukaryota; Metazoa; Arthropoda; Insecta; Diptera; Culicidae
Gene: Lamtor5
Exons: 4
Coding region: 81-347 (88 amino acids)
Biological process (GO): positive regulation of TORC1 signaling; cellular response to amino acid stimulus
Cellular component (GO): cytoplasm; lysosome; Ragulator complex
Molecular function (GO): guanyl-nucleotide exchange factor activity
Source: RefSeq, a predicted model, not a curated record